AUGGUAGACAUGCCUGAGGGAAACUACACCACUGUGACUGAAUUCAUCCUCCUGGGUCUAACAGACAGGCCAGAGCUCCAGGGUGUUUUAUUUGUGGUGCUCCUGAUCAUAUACUUGACCACAGUAGUAGGGAACUUGGGCAUGAUCACAUUAAUCAAGGUUGACCCCCGACUGCAUACUCCUAUGUAUUUUUUUCUCAGCCACUUGGCUUUCUUGGACUUCUCCUACUCCUCAGCAAUUGCCUCUAAGACACUAAUGAACCUAUUCGCUGAGAACAAGGGCAUCUCAUUCAUCAGCUGUGCUGCUCAGAUGUAUAGCUUCAUUGCAUUUGGGGCUACUGAAUGCUUCCUUCUGGCUGUAAUGGCAUAUGACCGCUAUGUGGCCAUUUGUAAGCCCUUGCUUUAUAAAGUCAUCAUGUCCCAUCGACUUUGCCUGAUACUCCUGAUUGGGUCUUACAUUUGUGGCUUUGCAAUUUCAUUGAUACACACAAGCUAUGCUUUCCGGCUGUCGUUCUGCCACUCAAAUGUCAUCAUUCAUUUCUUCUGCGAUGUCAUUCCCUUGCUCAACAUCUCCUGCACUAACACCAGAGCAAAUGAAAUCAUUCUGUUUGCAUUCUGUAUCUUUAAUGGGGUCUUCAUCACAUUGGAAAUUUGCAUUUCUUAUAUGUAUGUUGUUUCCACUAUUUUGAAAAUCCGCUCCACUACAGGCAGGCACAAAGCCUUCUCCACUUGCAUUUCUCACUUGACAGUUGUUGUGAUGUUCUUUGGGACAGCUGUUUUUAUGUAUAUGAGACCCAGUUCAGACUCCUCACCAGAUGAAGAUAGGGUUGUGUCCAUUUUUUAUACCGUGGUAAAUCCCAUGUUGAACCCCUUGAUCUACAGCCUGAGGAACAAGGAGGUGAAGGAUGCCUUGAAGAGGGUGUUAAACAAGAAAAAUUGGGGUUUUGUGCAGAAAGAUACUAAGGUGAUUAAAACUAUUGCUUAA
Messenger RNA from Hemicordylus capensis (graceful crag lizard), 984 nucleotides. Its product is annotated as olfactory receptor 1020-like. Lineage: Eukaryota; Metazoa; Chordata; Lepidosauria; Squamata; Cordylidae. Gene Ontology annotation, cellular component: membrane. Gene Ontology annotation, molecular function: G protein-coupled receptor activity; olfactory receptor activity; odorant binding. Gene Ontology annotation, biological process: G protein-coupled receptor signaling pathway; sensory perception of smell. The record is from RefSeq and is a predicted model, not a curated record. Bases 1 to 984 code for a protein of 327 amino acids. The transcript has a single exon.